Effrenium voratum is the source of this 2891-nucleotide messenger RNA. NCBI's taxonomy places the organism in Eukaryota, Dinophyceae, Suessiales, Symbiodiniaceae. The record is from the annotation of a GenBank genome assembly.
GUACUCAGAGCUCCUUGGGCGAAUCGUAAUCGCCCCAUCCCGCUCCCAGCUGGAGCCGUCCGACACUCCCGCGAUGGAGAAGUGCGACCUCACCAUCUGCCGCGACUCCACGGGCAGUGCGCAGACCGUGACGCUGAGGGCCGGCGGAGUGCUGCGCAUCGGUCGGGGUGUAGCGAACGACAUUGUUCUAGACUUCGACGGGGUGUCCGUGUACCAUGCAGAGAUCCACUUGCCCAAGGACGGCCCGCUUUGCAUCCGCGACGAGUCCCGCAACGGCACCGCGGUGCGGCCGGGGCCUCUGGCGGAGGAGAAGGAUGUGACGGCCUGGGAGCCUCUGAAGAAGGGCGCGCUGCGGAUUUUGCCCCACGGGUGGCAGAUCCUGAUGCCUUUGAACAGCCGCAAGAACACCAAGCAGCUGGUGGUCUCUGCACGGCUGCUGACGGUGUACAUGGGCACCAAGGUGCCUUCCCUGCCGUCGACAGCCACUUUGCGGGCCCAGCGCGUCUUCUCCGCGGGCCCGGCGGUGCGGCGGAACAAGAAGCCCGCGCCAGCGGUGAAGAUCGAGGAUGCAGUCGACUCGGCCAGGGGCGUGGAGGAAGAGGAGGAGCAAGAAGUUGUGGACAUCACGAAGCGAAAGAAAGACAAGAAGACGAAGCCGGCAGACGCGGGCAAGGAGAAGAAGAAGAAAAAGAAGGAGAAGAAGAGAAAGCAGGCAGAGGAUGAGGAAGCAGAGGAAGCAGCAGUGCCGAAGGGGAAGCGUGUCAAGGAGCAGAAUGAGUCUGAGGAGGCCGAAGAAACCGAGGAGCAGAGGAAAGAGCGGGAGGAGCGGGCGAGGCUCGAGCAGGAGCUGGAGGAUGAGCUGGCGGAGGAGACGCGGAAGACGCUCGCCGCGCCCGCGGAGAGCGCCGCUUUCGGCGGCAGUGCCGUGGACAGCGCGGGGAGCGCCACCUACGGCGCCGAGAGCUCCAGGUACCAUCCUCCCACAGAGGUGCCAGAAGACGAUGACGAGGCCAACGAUGAGGAGACCCAGCGGGUUUUGCAGAAGGCAAUGGCCGAGAGCGAAGCCGAGAGCCGAGAUGAUGAGGUCCAAGCGGCCUGGGGCAAAGCCUUGGGUGCUGAGAAGACCGCUGAGGCAUCCGAGGCGGAGGCGGAGGAAGCGGAGGCGGAGGAAGCCGAGGCGGAAGGCGAGGCCGAAGCGGCGGGAGAGGCUGAAGCUGACCUGGCCCCGCCUGCCGUGGUGGAAAUCCAAGGCUCAGAGAAGGCUGCUGGCACCUAUUUGCGCUGUGGACAGCACCUGGACAAGCCGGUGUACCGGCGCCUGCUGGAGGAAACCCCGGUGUUCCUGUACUUCUGGGACGGAAAUGGCGACGCCAGCUGCGUGGGGUGGUAUGUGGCUGGGGACCCCUCCAAGCCGAGUGACGAGUACCAGGACUUCUGGAACGAGUCGGUGCUGCCCGCCACCAAAGCCGGGGACGCCGGGGGCUCCAUGCGCUCCUCGGCGCAGCUGGAUGGGCCCGCGCUCGAGGCCCUGGCCGCGUUGCCGGAGGCCCUGCGCUCCAAGCUGCGUGCGCAAUUCAAUGCCGCCGCGGCGGGGGCGCCCUUGUCCCUGGAAUUGGAGGCGCCGGAGGCGGCCGAGGCCGUGGAGUCGGGCGAGGAAGCCGCCGAGGCAGAGGAAGCAGCUGAGGCUCCGGCUGACUUCGAAGCGCUUCCUACCUUUGGGGAGGAUGAGGAGCCUGAGUCGGCCAAGCUGGCGGAGGCCACCAAAGCCAUGCAGAGUGUGGCUGCCACAGACGGUACCCUGGCAGCCACGGAGCCGGCACAGGCGCCUUCAGAGCCUUUGGCCUCCGAGGAGCCUGCGGAGGACGAGGACGAUGACCGGGAGUCCCUGCCGUCGCGUUGCAGCUUCACCACCGGCCCGGGGAAGACGGUGCCCGGCGGGGACCGAGGGGAAUCCCAGGCGCCCACGCAGUUCGACAAGCCCGACUCCUCGGUAGCCUCGGGCGAGGCGCCGCCGAAGCCCGCGCCCGCCGCCGGCGCCGGCGCGGGGUCCGCGGACGCGAGUCUCACGGCGGAGGCCUUGGCGAAGCACACGGAGGCGCUGGCGAGGGCGCAGGCGGAGGCGUACGCGGCCACCUUUGCCAGUGCCAGGACCAACUACGCCAAGAGCCUGGGCCGCCCCGUCAGCGUGGCCGGUAAGAGCGUGGCCGGGCGCUCCAUCGCGGGCCUCAGCAUCGCUGGGCGCUCGGUGGCCGGGCGCUCCAUCGCUGGAAAGUCUGUGGCAGGGAAGAGCAUCGCGGCCUCCGGUGUGGCACCUUCUGAGAGGACCUUCCGCACGCACAUGACCACCCGCGAGAUGCUGGUGGGCCCCUCCCAAAUGCGCGAGAUCAUGCGCUCCGUGUCGCCCAUCUCCGAGCCAGGGGUGCACGUCAAGCGGCGCAAAGAGCGGCGGCGUAUGAUCGAUGCAAGCCCGUGCUCGGUGGAUAGCAUCGGGCAGCUGGAGAGGAAGCGAAAGAAGAAGGAGAGGAAGGCGAAGCGCGCGGUGAGUCUCCACCCGCGGAAGUCCCCGUCCCACUACGCCCCCAACGCCUCCCCCACGCCUUUCCGGCCCGGGACCUCGGUGGCGCCCUCUGUAGCUCCCUCGGCGUUCACGAAAGACCCUUCCGCACCGCCGGAAGUGGAGAAGAAGAAAAAGAAGAAGAACAAGGAGGGCAAGAAGAAAGGAGGCAAGAGGAAGGCUGAGCCCGCCGGCCCCAGCGAGUCAGCGGAGCCAGAGCCGAAACCCAAAGCAAAGAAAUCCAAAAGAAGUCGAUCUCCGAAACGGAAGAAGAAGGCCUGAAAGCGUGGCCCAGAUACGCCCAGUGGCCACUAGUUGUUUCUUUUGUUGCUCGUUG